AUGACUGUUUCGCCCAAGGGAGCUGGGUACAAAGCCCUCUCGGCGGAUGAGGGCGGAGGUGGAAAGACGUGGAAGGAGGUGCUUCUUGCUCGUUUGCCGAUAUUGGCUUGGCUGCCGUCCUACGACAAAAGCUUCUUUCUGCCGGAUGUGACGGGUGGCCUCACCCUGGGAACGAUGUGCCUCGCACAGACGCUGGCGCACGCCACGAUCGCAACGACAAACCCGAUACAGGGGCCCCACACGGCGUUGUUGCCACCUGUGGUGUACGCUCUCCUGGGAACGUCCAAGCAUGGUUCCGUUUCUUCUGGAGCCAUGGUAGCCAUGAUCAUCGCCAACGUGCUGCAGCCUUUCCCAGAGGAGCACCACACCGAGCUUGCCUCCCUCCUAGCCUUGGUCGCAGGUAUCAGCCAGAUCUUGAUGGGGAUGUUUGACUUGGCCUCAGCUGUUCGAUUCUUGUCACAGCCGACACUCAGUGGAUUCAUCACUGGUGGUGCCGUUUUGAUUAUCGUGUCGCAGCUACGAAACUUCUUUGGCUAUACUGAAUUUCCUCACGAAUCCAGCCCCUUCGGGAAGGUUUGGGCAUGCUUGCACAUGUUGGACCAGGCGAAUUGGGCCAACGUGGGCCUUUGCUCGACUUUGAUUCUAUUCCUGGUUUGCUCGAAGCGGCUUAAGAAAGUCGCUCAGAAGAAAUCCAAGCUGUCGAAUUUUUGGGCAAUGGUGGGGUACCUGGUCCAAGUUAAAGAGAUCAUUGUGGUGGUGGCCGGAAUCGUGUUCGUCAAAGUCACGCAGAAGGGCGCUGUAGCUGCAGUGCCUAUUGUAGGCCACAUUCCACGAGGCUUGCCCCCUUGUCAGUUGCCUUGGAAUUUCGAUGCUACUCGAAAGCUGUUGGAAGGACCCAGUGAUGUCCUCCACAGUUUUCUUUUCAGCGGACUGGUGCUGGCCUUCUCGGCAUUUCUGACAUCUUAUUCGAGCUUCAAGAGACAAGCAAUCGCCUGUGACUACGCUUUAGAUGCCAGACAGGAGCUCUUCGCCUUGGGCGCCUCGGGGGUGGUCGGCUCCUUCUUCGGCGCCUUUCCUCCCAGCGGCUCGUUGAGCAGAACCGGCCUGGCUGUGCAGCUGGGGGUCCAGACGCAGGUCUGCGGGAUCGCCAACGCCCUUGUGGUGGCCGCCGGCCUGAUCUUCCUGGCCCCGCUGAUCGAAGAUCUGCCGAAGGCCUCUCUGGCAGCCAUCGUCAUGGUUUCUGCGGAGGGGCUGAUGGACUUCGCAAUGCCCCUGGACCUUUGGCGGUCCUCGGAAGGAUCCUUUCGAAUCUUUCGCAAGGACCUCAUCGUGUGGCUGGUGGGCUUUGUCUGUACCAUCCUCGCCGGGGCCUUGUAUGGGAUCAUCCUCUCCGUUUUGGUGGCCGUUGCACAAGUGGUGGCAGAUGCUAGCACUCCCCAUGCUGUUACCCUGGGGGCCGUGCCACAUUUGGAAGGCCAGUGGCACGACGUGAAAAGGUGGCCAGAAGCUAGAACCGUGCCCGGCGUUUUGGUCUUCGAGUUUCGUGGCCCCCUGGUUUUUGCCAGCGCUGAGUGGUUUCGUGACGAGGUGGAGCGCAUGCGGCUUGCGGAGGGCCGCACAGGUUCGAUUCGCUAUGUGAUCCUGGGGAUGGGUGCUGUGCCGGUGAUCGAUUACUCAGCCAUCGCCAUGUUGCAAUCCAUCCUGACGGAGUGGAAGAAGAAGGGUAUUCAUUGCAUCGUCGCGGAAGCCAACUACAGCGUCCUGGAGCUGCUGCACGAAAAGCUCGGGGAUCAGCUGGAGCAGUUUGAACAGGGCUCGCAGGGCGUGCUCAGCAUCGACAAGGCCGUGGCUCUGGCCACGGGCCACGCGACGCGCUCCCUCCUGGCCUCGAAGCCGGUCGGAACCUGUGAGUUUUGA
Symbiodinium sp. CCMP2592 is the source of this 1917-nucleotide messenger RNA. The record is from the annotation of a GenBank genome assembly. NCBI's taxonomy places the organism in Eukaryota, Dinophyceae, Suessiales, Symbiodiniaceae.